GGCAACGCUGCAUUCAGCGCUGACGUCUUCAUCGGCAUUUUAAGUUUUGGAUUAUUGGUCUAUAAAAAAAAAAAACAAAAAGAAUGCAUUUAUUACAUUAGUUAAACACACUAAAUGUAUUGUUAAAUUAGCUAAUUAUUCAUAUUCCGUUUAAUGUGAAAGUAUAAUGUGGACCAACCGUCAAUUUGUAAUGCGGCUUAUGCUGCUGACUCUGCUGCUCGCACUUGUUGCCGCCAAAUCGAAAAUUUCCGCUGUGCAGGAAGACAUAACAGACUACAAGGAGUUUAAGAAACUGAUUCGUACUAAGAACAAUGUACUAGCUCUUUAUGUAUCCAGCGCGAAAGAGGCUGCUGCAGAGUUGAAAGUAUUCCGGGAAGCGGCUGAUGUGAUUCGCGGCACAGGAACAAUGUUGUACGUGGACUGUUCCAACCAGGAGCGCAAGAAACUGUGUAAGAAGCUUAAGGUUGCGCCCUCAUCCUACAUACUACGCCAUUAUAAGGACGGCGACUAUCAUAAGGACUACGAUCGUCAGCUGACCGCUGAAUCAAUGGUCACCUUUAUGCGUGAUCCGACAGGGGAUUUGCCAUGGGAAGAGGAUCCCGCUGGGGCCGAUGUAUUGCACUUCAAUGACGGAGCUUCAUUUUCAAAACAUGUCCGGAAGGAUAUCCGGCCUAUGUUAGUCAUGUUUCAUGUGCCAUGGUGCGGGUUUUGCAAGCGCAUGAAGCCAGACUACAGUAAAGCUGCUACCGAACUGAAGACUCAUGGUGGAUAUUUGUUGGCUGCCAUGAAUGUGGAGCGACAGGAAAACGCACCCGUGCGCAAGCUUUUUAAUUUAACUGGUUUUCCCACUUUAAUCUACUUCGAGAACGGAAAAAUGCGCUUCACCUACGAGGGCGAGAAUACAAAGGAUGCGCUGGUGGCCUUCAUGCUUAAUCCAAAUGUUAAACCGACGCCCAAGCCGAAGGAACCGGAUUGGUCGGCUGAUACAAAUUCAGAAAUUGUUCAUUUGACUACGCAGGGCUUUGAGGCAGUUCUAAAGGAUGAAAAAUCAGCGCUGGUCAUGUUUUAUGCCCCCUGGUGUGGUCAUUGCAAGCACAUGAAACCCGAAUACGAAAAGGCAGCGCUCGAGAUGAAACAGAAGAAUGUUCCUGGUAUGCUUGCUGCUCUGGAUGCCACUAAGGAGACUGCCAUUGGCGAAAAAUAUAAGGUGAAGGGCUAUCCGACUGUAAAAUACUUUUCCUAUGGUGUUUACAAAUUCGACGUGAACGUGCGCGAGGUGUCCAAAAUAGUCGAAUUUAUGAUCGAUCCCAAAGAGCCACCACCGCCUCCACCGCCAGAAAAGAACUGGGAGGACGAGGAGGGCAGCACUGAGGUGAUAUUCCCGAACGAUGAAACUUUCAGAACGAUACUAAAGCGCAAGAAGCAUGCUUUGGUCAUGUUUUAUGCUCCAUGGUGUGGGCACUGUAAACACACAAAACCAGAAUUUACUGCUGCCGCAAAUGCGCUGCAAGAUGAUCCGCGUGUUGCCCUUGUUGCCAUCGACUGUACAAAAUAUGUUGAGCUGUGCGCCAAGUAUAAUGUACGCGGCUAUCCCACCUUCAUAUACUUUUCGUACCUCAAAACUACGCUAGAAUACAAAGGCGGACGAAGCAGCAAAGACUUCAUAGCUUAUAUGAAAAACCCACCCAGCCCAAAUGAACAUAGUGAGCUUUGAUGUGGCCGAACAAUCAUAGAAUCUCUUAACAUACAUUUUCUAUUUACAAUUAAUACCUUUCAAACUCUUGCAAGGCAGUUGACUAACAUAUUUACUGGGUUUUAAUGCCUCCUAUAACAUUGAUCUUUGUCUUACAACUUUGCAAGGGUUUCUCAGCUUCGGUAUGCCGAAUGCUAAUUUAUAAGAAAAAAUUAUUUAUAAACUCAAUGUUGUAAAUUGUAUAUGCCUUUUCUUUUGCUAUCUUUAUAUCAAUAACUUUACUAUCCAUCUUGCAUUGUACAUUGUAUAGGAGUACCUCGUACAAUUCCAUUAUAACUUCUCGGACUCUGCAAUGCUGAAAUAUAUAGCUAU
Messenger RNA from Drosophila hydei, 2065 nucleotides. RefSeq names its product protein disulfide-isomerase A5. Bases 167 to 1714 code for a protein of 515 amino acids. Gene Ontology annotation, cellular component: endoplasmic reticulum. The record is from RefSeq and is a predicted model, not a curated record. Gene Ontology annotation, biological process: protein folding. The transcript has 3 exons. Gene Ontology annotation, molecular function: protein disulfide isomerase activity. Lineage: Eukaryota; Metazoa; Arthropoda; Insecta; Diptera; Drosophilidae.